This is a messenger RNA of Zingiber officinale, 931 nucleotides long. Its product is annotated as agamous-like MADS-box protein AGL11. Bases 392 to 931 code for a protein of 179 amino acids. NCBI's taxonomy places the organism in Eukaryota, Viridiplantae, Streptophyta, Magnoliopsida, Zingiberales, Zingiberaceae. Gene Ontology annotation, molecular function: protein dimerization activity; DNA-binding transcription factor activity, RNA polymerase II-specific; RNA polymerase II cis-regulatory region sequence-specific DNA binding. The transcript is spliced from 5 exons. Gene Ontology annotation, biological process: positive regulation of transcription by RNA polymerase II. Gene Ontology annotation, cellular component: nucleus. The record is from RefSeq and is a predicted model, not a curated record.
UCUUCUAACGGAGGAAAGGGAAAGGGAUCUCUUGUGGUUAAUUUCUCGUGAACCUUUUUGGACCAUUUUUAACUCCAUCUUUUAAUUUGUUGUUCAUAGUCGUUGCUUAAUAUUUAGGCAACUAUAUAUGCGCAUGCUUCACGAUUUUGACGCUUUGAUCCUUUGUAAAAAGAGCUUGCUUUUCCUCUUUAGAUCUUGUCAAAAUAGUUUUUCUUGACUAUCACAACUUACUAGCUUGGGUUUCUGAUGAUGAUCUCCCCCCAUUUUCUCAUUCUGAUGUUGUUGGAUUGCUGCAACUUUGAGUCGAUCAUGAAUUAAAUUAGCUAACAUACAUGUUGUAUGAGAAACCCUAACUAUCCAUGGUGUCGUAUGAAUUGGUUUGAUAUAUGUCAUGACCAUGGAGAAAAGUGAAGAAUCAACAUUAAUUAUCAUGGGGAGAGGGAAGAUUGAGAUCAAGCGUAUCGAGAACAACACGAGCCGGCAAGUUACCUUCUGCAAGAGGCGGAACGGGUUGCUCAAGAAAGCCUAUGAAUUGUCUGUGCUUUGCGACGCAGAGCUUGCGCUGAUCGUCUUCUCCAGCCGCGGCCGCCUGUACGAGUACUCCAACAAUAGCACCAAGACAACAAUAGAGAGGUACAAGAAGGCAUGCGCCAACACUUCAAAUGCAACCUGCACUAUUGACACCAACUCUCAGCAAUACUUUCAGCAGGAAUCAGCAAAGUUGCGCCACCAGAUACAGAUUCUACAAAAUGCAAACAAGCACUUGAUGAGUGAAUCCUUGAGCUCACUCAGUGUAAAAGAGCUAAAGCAACUGGAAAACAGACUUGAAAGAGGCAUCACAAGGAUCAGAUCAAAAAAGCACGAGCUGUUGUUUGCAGAGAUUGAGUACAUGCGGAAAAGGGUAAACUUUUUCAGUCUUUGUUACGCUUAA